Messenger RNA from Rhizophagus irregularis DAOM 181602=DAOM 197198, 875 nucleotides. RefSeq names its product v-type proton ATPase 16 kDa proteolipid subunit 2. Gene Ontology annotation, biological process: proton transmembrane transport. Lineage: Eukaryota; Fungi; Glomeromycota; Glomeromycetes; Glomerales; Glomeraceae. The record is from RefSeq and is a predicted model, not a curated record. Gene Ontology annotation, cellular component: membrane; proton-transporting V-type ATPase, V0 domain. Gene Ontology annotation, molecular function: proton-transporting ATPase activity, rotational mechanism.
UUUUUUUUUAACAAUGGCAACAAAUGCUUGUCCAGUCUUUGCGCCAUUUUUUGGUUUUGGAGGAGUUGCAGCUGCAAUGAUAAUCAGCUCAAUCGGAGCUGCCUAUGGGACUGCAAAAGCAGGAAUUGGUAUUGCUGGCGCCGGUACAUUUCGACCGGAACUUAUUAUGAAGUCGCUUUUACCCAUUAUUAUGGCCGGUAUUAUUGCUGUUUAUGGUCUUGUGAUGUCAGUUUUAAUAACGGGAUCUAUGUCACCAACUGCUGACUAUUCAUUAUUUACUGGAUUUCUUCAUAUGGGUUCUGGACUUGGUGUUGGACUUUCCGGAUUAGCAGCAGGGUAUACUAUUGGUGUGGUCGGUGACGCUUGUGUAAGAGCUCAUGCGCAACAACCAAGACUCUUUGUAACUAUGGUCUUAAUAUUAAUUUUUGCGGAAGUGCUAGGUCUUUAUGGUUUAAUUGUGGGUUUAAUAUUGAAUACUAAAGCAGAAAAUGAUUGUCAAUUAUAUGGUUGAUCUUUUUUAACUUCCAAAUAAGAUUUUUCAAAAAUAUAUGUAAUUUAAACUUUUGUAUUACUAAUAUUUUAUUUAAUAUUGGGGAUAACAAUAUCACAAUAUCUUCAUUAUUGGAAUGUAGGAUAAUUAAAAAGAUAGUUGAUUGAUAUCAUAGAAUUAUGCAUCAUUAUUCAAAACAUCUUAACCUUUUAAUAACUAUUCCAGUAGGUUAACGUGUUCAGGAAUGAUACAAAAACAAUAUUAUACUUUAUCGUGCUACCAUAGAAUUUUUUAAUUAUUUCAUAUUUUGGUAUCAAAAUAAAGUAUAAAUUAUAAUUAAUUAAAUUAACUAACUAUUGAAAAUUAAUAAAUGUAGACGAAUACU